UACAAGAAAAUAAGAUAGAGAGAUAUAUAAUUUGAUCGUGGGAAAAAUGGCGGAAUGGCUGAGAAUUAUGGUGGUGUUGGCUCUCUCCUGGCCAAUGUUGGUAGAAUGCAGAGGCAAUAUUCGUCAUUAUAAAUUCAAUGUGGUCAUGAAAAAUAUAACAAGAUUAUGCUCAACUAAGGCUACUGUAACAGUGAAUGGCAAAUUUCCUGGUCCAACUAUCUAUGCGAGGGAAGAUGAUACCUUACUUAUCAAGGUCGUGAACCAAGUUCAUUAUAAUCUCACCAUCCACUGGCACGGUGUCAAACAAAUAAGGACAGGGUGGGCUGAUGGACCGGCUUACAUAACACAAUGUCCGAUACAGCCAGGGAAAAGCUAUGUCUACAAUUUUACAGUCAGAGAGCAGAGAGGAACACUAUUUUGGCAUGCACACAUUCUCUGGCUCAGGGCAACUGUCCAUGGUGCUAUUGUCAUUCUCCCUAAGCUUACUUUGCCCUACCCAUUUCCCAACCCCCAAAAGGAAAUUCUCAUCAUUUUAGGUGAAUGGUGGAAGUCAGAUGUUGAAGUUGUAAUUGAUGAAGCAACACAAUUAGGUUUGCCCCCAAAUAUUUCUGAUGCUCACACCAUCAAUGGCCUUCCUGGUCCUGUCUCAACCUGCUUAUCACAAGAGGGAUUCACUUUCCUAGUGGAGCCAGGCAAGAAGUACUUACUGAGAAUAGUCAAUGCUGCACUGAAUGAAGAACUUUUCUUUAAGAUUGCUGGACACAAAGUCACUGUGGUUGAAGUUGAUGCUUCAUAUGUUAAACCCUUUAAAACUGAGACCAUUUUAACAACUCCAGGACAGACUACAAAUGUCAUUUUAUCAGCUGAUCUUGGAACUGGAAAAUACUUAAUGGUAACAUCACCAUACAUGGAUUCUCCUGUCUUAGUUAAUAACAGAACUGCUACUGCUACUUUACAAUAUCUAGGCACCAAUACUUCUUCCACCACAACAACUUUAACCGUGCCGCCGCCUACAAAUGCCACCCCUAUUGCAAUUAAAUUUGUGGACUCUCUCAGAAGCUUGAAUUCAAGAAAAUAUCCAGCAAAAGUCCCACUUCAGAAAAUUGAUCAUUCCCUUUUUUUCACCAUUAGUCUUGGACUCAACCCUUGUGAAUCAUGUUAUAGAGGAUUUCGAAUCGUGGCAGCUAUCAAUAAUGUUACAUUUGUUAUGCCAAGUGUGUCACUACUUAAUGCACAUUUCUUCAAUAAAAGUGGAGUGUUUACUGAUGAUUUCCCUGGAAAUCCAGCAUAUACAUUUGACUACACAGGGAUUCCACCAGAAAACUUGAGGACAAUGGAAGGGACUAGGCUAUAUAGACUUGCUUAUAAUUCUAAUGUCCAAGUAAUAAUGCAAGAUACAGGAUUGUUGAGCCCUGAGAACCAUCCAAUGCAUUUACAUGGCUUCAAUUUUUUUGUGGACCGCUUCUGUGGCCAAAAAUCUGCUUAUGCGGUCUUCACUUAA
This is a messenger RNA of Nicotiana attenuata, 1501 nucleotides long. Its product is annotated as laccase-22-like. Lineage: Eukaryota; Viridiplantae; Streptophyta; Magnoliopsida; Solanales; Solanaceae. The transcript has 6 exons. Gene Ontology annotation, biological process: lignin catabolic process. The coding region runs from base 47 to 1501 and encodes 484 amino acids. Gene Ontology annotation, cellular component: apoplast. The record is from RefSeq and is a predicted model, not a curated record. Gene Ontology annotation, molecular function: copper ion binding; hydroquinone:oxygen oxidoreductase activity.